Molecule: messenger RNA, 6037 nt
Organism: Amoebophrya sp. A120
Lineage: Eukaryota; Dinophyceae; Syndiniales; Amoebophryaceae
Source: the annotation of a GenBank genome assembly
AGCUUCUUUUCGAACGACCAUACGCACUAUUAGUUGGUAGGAAAAAAAACAAAAGUCGUAGACCCCACCGAUCCUUCCUUCUUGAAACACAGUGGUCAGUAGGGUUCUAUCUCUUGUUUACAGUGCUUCACCGCGGUCCCAUUGCAAGCAUUUGGUCGGAAAGCAAGUACCUAAGAAGAUAUUUUCUACACCAAUAUUUGUUUUGUCGUGGAAUUUGUUCGAGCACUAGAUCGUUCUUUUUUGCAUGUUAUCGCAAAUUCUGAACAAGAACUACAAUUUGUCGAUAUUGAAGCAAGAAGUCAGGUUGUUUUCCUCUGUAGAUAAAACGUACAACCUUUUAUGCACUACCGCACUGUUUCUCUUUUUUAUCCUCUGUCUUCUACUCACGCUCUUCUAUUUUUUCCUCUAGAAAUAUAAACCCACAAAAAUAUACAUCCGAAAUACAUAGUAAUAGUUAGUAUUCCUUGAUAAACACGGAGCGAAAUCUUGACUUCUGUCUACUGUUGCUAGACUCCCUCGGUCAGAUUUGUUCGUACUUUUUUUCGACUUCAUAAAUUUAGAAAAUUUCUGUGGUUGAUUGCUUCUGUUUGCAAGAAGUCCACAUUACCAUAGGUCUCUACUACCUAAAGUCGGUUUUUACCAGAAGAUAGCUUUGUUUAUUGCUGGGGGGCAAUAGGACCAUACUUUUACUUUUCAAAUAAAGGUUUCUGCUAGACGAUUCCCAUAGCGCGGUCUUAUCCCGCCUGCUUUACGUCACAAACGUCAAGAAGUUCGUCGUCUUUCGUCUUGUUUUUUGGGCGUGAUAAUAAAUAUUCAGGCUGUGCUUCUAGGCAGGAAAAAGAGCGUGGCUGCACAAGCGUACGUUAUUGAAAACAAGCUCGGGAUAGUACUACACACUACAAACAGGGUAAAAGGGAUAAUCUACAACAAUAGGCUGAACCUGAAGAAAUAGCGUACCACUGAGAGAAUUUAUUAUCGAGAAAAAUCACAGAGAGCAGGAUAAGAAAGAAUUUAUUAUGGAGAAAUAUUAUGCCAACGAACAGAUUGGGCAGUCCAGCUCCUCGUGUGCCCGGGAUCUGAACAACGACCUGAACGACAACAUGGGUACGACAUCACAACCGGGCUUCCUGCAGCGCAUCAUCGGGAAGUGCCUGCACAGCCGGCAGUACCUGCCGCUCGGCCACGAUGCGGAGCAGCAGCGAGGGGGCGACGGAGACGUGUCUGCGGGGCACGUCGGGAGGUACAUCUCCCUCGCGAACAACGACCGGGCAAGCAAGUUCGCCUGCCACGUGCCGGCGAUCAUCACGUUCAGUUCAACGGCACUGUUUCUCUUCGCGCUCUUCUACUCCCAGGUGAUGUUCAUACAUCUCACGCUUUUCAUGGGCGCCUGGAUGUUCGGCUGGGUGAGUUACAUGGGCAUUUGCAGCUACUUCGGCGUCAAGAAGAUGCGAUACGAAUGCAGCCAGGACUGGGGCAAGCAGUGGGAGGAUUAUUUGGUACCAAUGGGCGAGUUAGUUUCAAUUUUAUGAUACUACGUACACUUUCAUGAUGACACAUUUGUCAGUAACUACAUACUUAGAUAGAUUUGGAUUGUUUGCGUAUGUGCGUGCAUGUGGGGGUUUUUACUCAUGUGCCAACUCGCAUUCCGAUCAAUCAACAGGCUCGCAAUCCGGGUUGCGACGAGGGUCUGCUGCAUUUCGUUAUUUUGCCAAAUUACGACGAAGAGGAGGAAAUGAUGUCGCAAACGAUUAACAACGUGGCCAACAACAAGCUCGCGAAAAAAUACAUGGUCGUUGUGCUCGCCAUGGAAGCACGAGAGGGCGAAGCAGGACAACAGAAAGCAAACAAGUAUAGCUAGACUGUAGUGUUUUUACUCAAUGGUUUGUCGUAGUCGUGCAGAAAAUUUGUUCUGUCGCGGGUUUGCAAUGCUCCCUACUAACCCGCGGAUGUCACAGUCAUGUCAGUCAUGAUUUAUGAAUAUACUUGCAAUUAUGGGACGCGAUAGAUACUUACAAGCAAUAAGCAAAAUCAACAACGAACCUCACAGCCUGAUCCAGAGACACCAGCACCUGUUCAAGGCCAUGUUUGCGACUUACCAUCCGGCAAGCAUCCCGGGCGAAGUGAAGGGGAAAUCCUCAAACACGCAGUGGGCUUACCGUGAAGUGCAAAGAUGGUAUGUUUUUCGUACCCAAGAAAAACUUCAGGCUAGUUCCAAAGCCAAGUGCAAGUAUGUAAAUCUCAAUGUUGCCGUUCCUGAAUACUAGGAGUCAGAUCUUCUUGCAGCGUCGGCGUCCGCAACUCCACGCCACGAGAGAAACUAACACACGAAACAAAAACAGGUAUGGAGCCCACGUCUCUCGCGAAGGAGGGGAGCAGGAUGCGAGCAAGGUUUUCUUGACGGUCGCGGAUGCCGACAGCAUCCACCACAAAGAGUACUUUGCCAAUUUGACGCUAAAGGCCAUGCCACUCUCAAGGGAAGAGCGAACCUGGACCAUGUGGCAGCCACCAAUACUGAACUGGAGAAACUGGGAAACGGUAUAAUGACAUCAGCUAGGCUUGUUUUUACUAGCAUCCAGCAUGAUCGGAAACUGACACGACCCCGGAACCGGAUCAAAAUCUCAAUGCAUUUUGUUUGUUCUUCCAUCUUCGCGUUUCCUAAAUCAAAUCGCAAACGACCAACACGCGGCCUCUUUUCAGGUUCCCGGUCCCGUCCGGACUUCCUCUUACGGGACCUUUCUGUUCGAAGUUUCCGGUCUGGUGUCCUCCCCGGUGAUUGACCACUUGGUCUUUUCGACCUACACACUCACGCUCGCGCUGGCCAACCACCCCAUCGUGGACGGGUGGGAUGCCGACGUGAUCGCGGAGGACCACCACAUGUACAUGAAGUGCCUCUGCGCCUGCCACUGGGAGUCACUGCUGUCCAACGAGUCGAACCGGAGUGUGAAGGGGAUUUCCAAACUGAAGAUCGAGGCCCUGUACACCCCGGUGACCAGCUACCUGGUCGAGGACAGCCGCGGCUGCCUGCACAACAUCUACAGUCGCUACAAGCAGGCCAGGAGGCACAUGCAGGGCAUCUCCGAGCUCGCGUACCUGCUCCUCCAGCACUACAGCAUCGCCACCACCAGUCGGGAAAGCAUGCCGUGGCCGGCGCACCUGCAGAUGCUGAACUUGGUGGUCAAGUACUGCACGGUGUCGAUUUUGAACUGCGUCCACACGCUGGUCUUGCACCUCUUCGCCGUCACCUUCGCGAUCUGGAUGGUGGCGGCGCUGUACCAGGGAACGCUGUUUGAGACGUUGGAGCAGCUGAACCAGAUCCGGCUGGAAUCGACCCUAGUGAACUUCCUGUGCCUGUUCCUCCAGUUCUCCACCCCGAUCUUCGGCGCCGUGAUCGUGGGCGCGAACUGGAUGGGCGUAAAGGAUUCGCUGGAGGGCUUGUACUGCCCCUUGUACUUUCUGUCGACAAAAACCUCCACGAGGGACGAACUGUAUCAGGACAUGCAGUACGGCGUCGCAACGCCCGACCGGAACGGAAAUUUGGUCAGCGUGGAGCCACUACCAAUGGGGACAGACUUGAAAAUGAUGAAGAAGAAGGGCCUGCAGAUCGUGCCCCUGCAGAGGAAACUCACCUACUGGGGCCAGUUGAAGACCUUCGUGCAGGUAUAUAGUAUGUUGGAACUUUAUUUCAUACUUCGAGCGGGUUGUCGUGCGGCAGUUUUUGUUUCCAUCUUGAAGAUGAAAAAAUACUGCGUAUUCCAUUUAUUUACAGGUUUACACCGACAUCAACGUGAUCGGGCAGCCAACACUUCUGCUAUACGGCACAAUUCCGCUGUUCCAGACGGCAAUCUCGCUUUCGCAGUACGGACACAAAUUCGAUUACAUCGUCGCUGCCAAGCCCGAAGCGCGAAAAAUCGAGUCCGCCACCACCAGCAGCGGGUCGGCUUCUUCGUCCGAAGAGUGCGACAACGUCGUGUAAAUUAUAGCAUGGACAUGUAAACUGCACUUCAUCAUCUGUACCUACUGUGCUCCUUCUCCGUUGACUCCUUCUUCUAUUCAAUCGCGAUACUCCUUCUAUCAUUUAUUUCUGUGUUGACAUCAAUUCCAAUUGUGAUCCUAAACUAGUAUGACAUAUACUCUCCUGUGUUUUACAACUACUGUUCAGUCGAGUUUACGUUAGCAUCAGACAAACGUGAUCAUGUUUUAGCUUCUAUUCUAUUCAUCUAACCUUCACCAGAAGCGGCCUGCUGAAGGUGGUGCAGGUCGUGAGGACCGCGUGCAAUUUGUUGCUGCGGCCUUCUUCUAUCAAUACCAUGCAUUUUUUCAAAGUGUUUACGAACCAGUAUCAAAGAAAGCCCUAUCUGUAGAUCUUUUAGCGGACUAGAGCGGUAGACGUCGUCAGCUUGACGAUCAACUCGAGAGGUACGACUCACCACGACGGCGGCGUCAACUCGUACUAAGUGUCAAUCUGCUGAAGCCUUCUACUCUCCUAGAAAACCACCGACAGCAUCAGUACUCCAAGUUUUGUAUCCUAUCUCGAAGACAAACGUACAAAAUUAACGUACAGUGAAUCUUGUCAAUUUUGAUGAGAAAAACUGCCACGAGCACAAUGUGUGUCGGCAGCACCUCUUUUCUAUACCCUACACUAGUUUGCCAUCCUUAUCGUAACUUUUUACCGACCUAUUUGCAACUCGUGCAGUUGCUCGACCCUUUCGUAGCUUCCGUACCGACCUCUCAACACCGUAUUAAUUGAGUUGUUUACUCGACAUUUACAAUAGCUGCCUUAAGUUUUGAACCCCCGAAAUGGCCGCGUGGUAGUACAAUAGGACAAUGCUGCGAAUGACAUCACGCCCGGCCAAGACGAACCUAGUACUCCCUUGAGAAGUACAGACCCUCUUCGAUGAUAUUUGCAAAAUAAGCAAUAAACGCGUUUGAUUUUUUCUAAAGUUUAUUUGACCGGGAUAAAACAGACCACAAUAUCCGAAGAGAUGAAGUGCCAAUUUUAUUUGGAAAUAUUUUCACGAGCACUACAGCACCUGUAUAUUAUGUUGUUUACAAAAAACGUUCGAAGACGAAAACCUGAUUGGCCCCUGGCGCUCAAGGGAAAUGCUUGAACAUCAACGGGCAAGCCUGCUCGAUCGCUCCUCUCUCUCAAUUGCAACUUGCCUGUGCGCAAUCGCUGUUGAAUGAGUAGAGGGGUGGUCUUCGCGAAAAGACUGCCGAAACAAUUUUGACACCAGGACCACGUUACAAAUCACAACAAUACUGGGAGGAAAACAAAACGACGAUAAGAGUACAGUGCUUCUACUGAACCUCAGCAAUAGACUACUACUAGAGCCUAGUAAUAGCUUGCAGCAGAGCAACUUCCAAAAUUCCUUUCCCUAGUACAGGCCCACAGCUUUGAUACAGUGGCAUCAUUGUGGAAAAGUUGAUGUGUCUUGAACAUCUAGAAAUUCGUUUUGAAUCACAGGGGGCAUGAUAAAUUGAUUCAUAAAUAAACAUGAUUCGAUAAAAGACAUCAAGCUCAGUUACACUGAGUUGGGAGACGAGCACCACUAGACCCCCUCCUAGAAAGCGUUUUCAUCUUCAUCAUAGCGUGAGAAAAAAAACCGUGGUAGAAACAAAUAGUCGUGGUGAAAAUUGAAGGCAAGUGACACUUGAGGCACUACCAUCUUCCUCUUCGAAGAACAUGAUUAUCCGAGAAAAUGACGACUAUAGCAUGAGCAAAAUUACCAGAGAAAUUCCACGGAUCGCUCUCCUAUCUACGCUGCUUAAAAUGUACCUUUGCCUUGAAAUUGAUAGUGUCCUCUCACGAAAACUGGUUGAACCAGAUUUCGUCUGGGUUAUUUUCAAGUGCAACGUCGAUGAAAUAGGAAUGUCUAAAGGCCCUCGAUUCGGAUUUCAAUUUGCAUUUUCAUCCGAUCGAGGUAUCGCAGACUGACGCAUUUUUAAGCAUGAGAAAUAUGAAUCAAUCGAAAUGAAGAAAAAAUCGCAGGCGUUGACGAAGAUGAAGAUGUCUCUUCGAAAUUUGUGGCACGCAUUG